Molecule: messenger RNA, 1034 nt
Organism: Ceratosolen solmsi marchali
Lineage: Eukaryota; Metazoa; Arthropoda; Insecta; Hymenoptera; Agaonidae
Exons: 2
Coding region: 510-1034 (174 amino acids)
Source: RefSeq, a predicted model, not a curated record
GAUGAUGAUGAUGAUGAGAAUGAUAAUGCCGACGAUGAAGAUGUCGUUGAUGAAGAUAUCGAUGACGAAGAUGUCGAUGAUGCCGAUAACAAUGAUAACGAUGAUGUCGAUGAUGUCGAUGAAGUCGAUGGUGAUGUCGCCGAUGCCCGUUAGCGCGUCCUUGUGAGGGGAAUAUUAAGCCGCGAACGACCUUUCAAUUUCGCAACGAAGCCUCGCCGACUGGCGCUGCUGCCGUUGUUAUCGUUUGUUCGUUCUUUCAUAUUCCAUUGGUUGCAUAAGAAGCGGCUUCCUCUCGGACGGGACGCGCACGUCCGAAGUCACAUGUGGCACGCUUCACCUUUCUCUGAUCGACGAAAAGUUGCGAGGAUGUACGUUAAGUGGAAGUGGCCGUGCACUAGUGCCAAGUCGUGAACUCAGGUCGCAGCAAAGGCAAGUCCGGAUUGACCCUCUCGUCCACGAGGUUCGUUCCUGUGCUGUGUGGAGUGCGACUCACCCUGCGACGAAGAGCGAUGAAGACGGCGAUUGGGAAGCGUCAACGCGACAGCGCUGACAGCAGGCGGACGCUUAAGGGCCACUCGUCGAGGGUGACCUCGGGGCUCCUGCUGCUCCUGCUGCUCGCGCUGCCCACGGCGAGCAUCACCGCCCAUGCCGCCACCCUCCAUCAGGACGCGGACGGCUUCACGACCCACAGGCCCGCGAUGACCACAGAGAUGGUCUAUCAAAGCUUCGCGAUCGAGCCAAUGGACCAGACGACGGCGAUCGGGAGCACGGUAACGUUGCCGUGCCGCGUCCUCAAUCGUAAAGGUCCCAUUCAGUGGACGAAGGACGAUUUUGGCCUCGGGGCCGUGAGGAACCUAACUGGCUACGAGCGCUACACCAUGAUUGGCAGCGACGAGGAGGGUAAGUUGAAGAAUAAGUCACGCAGCUGCGCUAACUUUCACAAUGCCUCAAGUUCGCGAGUACUUGAACCAGGACUGUGGCGAAUUGAUAACGAGUGCCCCGAAGUCCAGCCGUUUUUGCGAUUAAAAAAAUAA